CUGUCCUAUGCCUGCAACCCAAAAUGCAGCCAAUCCUUUCUUUGGUAAUAUUCGCCAAAACAUGGAUCUCAUUGGUGGCGUGGGUCAAAUGCCCAUCAAGCACCCUGCAUCCAUGACCCAGUCAUUCGAAGAGGAGCUUCCCGACUGGCUUCAGGCUGCCUCUAACGCGAAGAACAACGGAAAGCUGGUGGCAGACAAGUUCCUGCAUAUCGAAAAGCGUGAGCAGAAACGAAUGCAGGAGGCUUUGUCGGGUAAAGUAGUUUACGGCACCCCGACUGCCGAAGGACAGCCAGCCAAAAGCAUACAGAUUGCGGGAAUCGAGAAGGGUUCCAAGAACCGAUAUAACAGCAUCUGGCCUUAUGAGCAUUCUCGUGUCAAGCUGCAGGGCGUCGAUUCUAGUGGUUGCGAUUAUGUCAAUGCCAACCACAUCCAACCAUCCAUGUCCAACAAGCGGUAUAUUGCCACACAAGGCCCACUGCCGGCCACAUUCAACGAUUUCUGGAACGUUGUGUGGCAGCAGGAUGUCCGUGUGAUUGUCAUGCUCACUGCCGAACAAGAGGGUGGCCAACUCAAGGCACACAACUAUUGGUCAAAUAGGCAGUACGGUCAUUUGCACCUAAACGAACUGGGUGAACGUAAAGCUUCUCUCGAGCCAUCGAAAAUCCACAAACAUCGCGAGCAGUGGAGGCCUCCUCUGGGUCAACGACGCUCCACAAACCCACCGAAGUCUGCAUUCUUCACCAAGGAAGCCACAGUAACCCCGCAGAGCAAUGAUCAGCCCUUUGUAACUGUCCGAAAAUUUACGCUUUCCAAUGAUGAAGAGCCUUUCGCUAGGAUGCGAGAGAUCACACAGCUCCAAUAUUCUCAUUGGCCUGAUUUCGGCGCCCCCGCUCACCCCACGCAUCUACUAGGACUCAUUGAACAAUGCGAUGCUGUUUGUCGACAAGUCAAUGGCGGGUCUCCCUCGUGCCCGGAUCCACCAAACACUCGCCCGGUGCUCGUGCACUGCUCUGCUGGCUGCGGUCGUACUGGAACUUUCUGCACCGUUGAUUCCGUUCUUGAUAUGCUCAAGCGUCAACGGCAGACGCGUAAUGUCCGACAAAGCACGCCCAUGGAACUCGAUCCCCUCUCGCCCAACUCCAAACCCCAGGGAAGUCCGAUGGUCGUUGAUGGAAACGACAAGACACGUAAGAACUCCGCAUCAAGUACCGAGGACAAAAACAGUACAGCAAACAACGUGUCCAAAGCUGCAAGUCAAGAAAGCAACUGGAUUACGAGGGAAGAUAUCGACUUGAUCGAGAAAACAGUUGAGGAUUUCAGGCUACAGAGACUGAGUAUGGUGCAGAGCUUGCGGCAAUUUGCAUUGUGCUAUGAGAGUGUGCUCGAGUGGCUGGUGGAGCAAUAUCCGAAGUCUGCUUGA
Periconia digitata is the source of this 1420-nucleotide messenger RNA. Lineage: Eukaryota; Fungi; Ascomycota; Dothideomycetes; Pleosporales; Periconiaceae. The record is from the annotation of a GenBank genome assembly.